GGAAAUACACAUUUUAAGACCGCGUCCGGUUCCAUGACAACCGUUACGUACUUAACAAAUUCUGAUUACGUAGACUACAUUUACAAAAUGGAAGCAAGUGCUCUUAUCAAGAAAAAAUAAAGAGAAAACAAAGAGCAUUUCACGAUGUCGGACAGCAUUGCAGACAGUGGACAUGACACUAACUCCAGCAUUGGGACAAGUAACACAAAUACAUCAGAAAUAACUGGAACCCUGGGAAAAAUCAACAGCAACAACAACAAUAAAUAUCUGAACUACAAUAAUAGUGAUAUACUUCCGAAGCUACCCUCCCACAAGUUUCGUUACUCAGUAUGGCACGAUCUUCGAGAAACAUGUUUAAGUGGGGACCAGUUACAUGCUCCACGGGUUAGAGCUGGUCCACCAGAAAAAGAGAAACAGUUUAACAGUGUGAUAGAAGAUGGCCUACCUAUCCACCAUGAUAUGACAGGCAAGAGAAGACAGAAUCAUAUGAACCAGUUAGAGAACUGGGAAGGGGCAGAGGUAAUCAACCUGUGUUACCAAGAGUUGUGUCAUGAGUACCAGUGGAAGAAUUUCUACAGAAUUCUUGCAAAAUGUCAGUCAGCUGUGACAAUCAACCUGUCAUACAACACAAUGGUCUCUCUGAAACAAAUCAAAUUUUCCAGGUGUGAGUACAUCAACUUGCAUGCAAAUUACCUUGGUUCAAUAAAGCUAAAUUAA
Molecule: messenger RNA, 717 nt
Organism: Mercenaria mercenaria
Lineage: Eukaryota; Metazoa; Mollusca; Bivalvia; Venerida; Veneridae
Exons: 7
Coding region: 145-717 (190 amino acids)
Source: RefSeq, a predicted model, not a curated record